AUGCAUAUAUCACUUGAAACUGAUAUACCAGACCAUUGUUGUCAGUUUGCUCUCUCCUCUGACAGUGGAGAGUACAGUGUAGCAUGUUCACACUCCCAUGAUGCUGCAUGUGCAAAUUGUAAUGAUUUGUAUCAUGUAAUUGAAGGAAUCAAACAGGCUGCAGGAGAAGUGGAGUUUGAAAGUGAAGACCAGAAAGAUGACAUUCAAUAUUCUUUGUCUCAGAGUGUAAAGGCGUUGGAAGAAUGGAAAAAGCACUUACUGAGAUCAGUUAAUCAAGAUAGAGCUCGAAGUCAUGUUAUAGAGAAUUUAUCAGAUGGGGAAGUAGUUAUAGAGAGGGAUUGGGCAAUGAAGCUUCUUCCCAUGAUGUACAGGGAAUCACAAUCAAAGUGGCUUGCCAAAAGAGGAAUGAAUUGGCACAUAACAGUUGGCACAUACAUAAUUGAUAGUGUUUUACACAGUCACACUAUUGUCCAUAUAUUUGACAAUGCCAGUCAGGAUGCUGUAACAUCCAAUGCAGUUUUGAAAGAUUCCGUGUUAAAAUUAAAAGAGAAAAACCAAAAUUUGACCAAAGCAUUUAUAAGAUCAGACAAUGCUGGUUGCUUUCAUAGUGUGGAGGCAAUUUUUUGUAUUCCUCUUCUGAAUGAAGUGAGUGCUUUAAAGGUUGUACAAGUGGAUUUCGCUGACCCACAAGGUGGAAGAAGUAUAUGUGAUAGGAGAGCUGCACAUAUCAAAGGGUCCAUUAGAAAUUAUGUAAAUGAAGGGAAUAAUGUCACUACUUCAAAUGAAUUUUUGAGUGCUGUCAUCAAAUCUAACAUUAAGAAUGUUCAAGUUGUUACAGCAACACCACCAUGUGGAAUUAUUGUAAAAAAGGCAGUGAAAAUUAAAGAUAUUACAACUUUAAACAAUUUUCAAUAUCAUGCUGAUUAUGUAUUGGCUUUUAAGCAAUACCAGAUUGGAAAUGGCGUAAAGAUCCUAAACACAUCUGCUCAUAUCUAUGACAAUUUCCCAUCUGUUACAAUUCUGAAAUCAAAUUCUACAGAUGACGUUGUAAAGGUUCCUAAACCAAUAGCUGCUACUGCAUGUACUGAAGAUAUAAAUCCUGCUGUAUCCAACAGAAUGAGCAACAACAAUGAUACCAAUACUCAAAUUGCAGACAAUAGCUCUUUCAUCUUCACCUGUCCGGAACCGCAUUGCCUCCUCACUUUCAUGAGAUAUGGAAAUUUGAGUAACCAUCUUGAUAAAGGUGACCAUCAAUGCAAGACAGAACUGAAAUCCCUGUCAGACAAAUCUAAGGUCGAGUAUGUUAGGCAAAUAGAUACCAAGCAAUCUAUGCUUGUAAGAAGCUCAGUUAAUCCUUCAGCUGAAUGUUCUACCUUAGUUAGAGGAUGGGCCUUAAAAAACAAACGUUCUGUUAAGAGAUUUUCCAGUGAACAGAUUGGGUUUUUGAAAAAAAUGUUCCAAAAGGGGGAAAUGACAGGACAUAAGUAUGACCCCGAGGAGGUAUCAGUUAUGAUGAGAACAAUAAAAAAAAAUGGGAAGAGAAGGUUUUCUCAAGAUUUAUUCCUGACUCCAUCACAGAUUUCGAGCUUUUUCAGCAGACUAUCACUAGAAAAAAGAAAAUCAGCACAAAACAGUUAUGAAAGUGAAGACUUUGUUGCUGAAGAGUAUGAAAACAAUAUAAUUGAUGCCAGAAGCCUGACAAUAAAUAUGAAUUAAUAGUAUAUUGAUACAUGUAUUUUUCAGAUUAAGAAGUUAUUCAAGAUUUUAGGCAAAUACCAUAUAUAUACAUCAAAAGAUACAUAUAUACUGUAGUUCUGUUCAUCUGUCUAAAAGUUGAAUGAUAAAUCAAGUUUACUUUGACUUAAUCUCAUCAAAAUAAAUGACAUUGUCUAGAUUGAUGUUUGCUGGUGGAGCAAUAGCCCCUUUUGACUUUAUUAUUCACUUAAAUAAAGAGUUUCAAGAUUUCAUUCAUGAAAAAUUAUACACCUUUAAUAAUGCACACACAUAUAUGAUGUGUAUAUACAAAAGAAGAUGUGGUAUGAUUGCCAAUGAGACAACUAUCCACAAAAGACCAAAAUGACUCAAAUUUUAGCAACUUUAGGUCACCGUACGGCCUUCAACAAUGAGCAAAACCCAUACCGCAUAGUCAGCUAUAAAAGGCCCCGAUAAGACAAUGUAAAACAAUCUUGUAGUUUUCUUGUAUCCUUUAUAAUUUUACUAUAAAAAAUAUAGGAAAUUCAAAAAUGUUCAUUAAUGUAAGAUAACUGUUGUCUGUAGAAUA
Molecule: messenger RNA, 2281 nt
Organism: Mytilus trossulus (common blue mussel)
Lineage: Eukaryota; Metazoa; Mollusca; Bivalvia; Mytilida; Mytilidae
Exons: 2
Coding region: 1-1716 (571 amino acids)
Source: RefSeq, a predicted model, not a curated record